UCCAUCUCUGGAACAAACAAAAUCAAAUUCAAUUUCUUGUUAAUAAAAGGAUUUUUAUUAUUUCACUCUAUUUAACCACAUAAUUAUUAACAUAAUGAAUUCAAAACCCACUUUAAAAUCUAAAUGUCUAGCUACCUGCUCAUGCUCUUGUCCAACAUGUCAACAAAGACAGAAAUUAACUAAACCCACAGUAAAUUCUACUCUGCGGCAAAAGCAGCAAAUAGAGCAAUUGCAGAAAACUAAUUUAUUAAAAAAUUCCAAUAAACCCGAAGACUGCUUGCAGUUAAAUCCCUCCAAGUAUACGACAAAAUUAAAUUUUGGCGCCAAUCACAAGUUAUUCAAAAAUCUUACUCCAAUAAAUGUUAAUGAUUCUAUUCUAUUGCCAAAAGACAAAAUGUCAAUUCCCAAAAAAUAUAUACGUAAUAAUGAUAAAAUACCUGCACCGGAGUUACAAGACUUUCUGGAUACAGUUGCUCCCAACACUUAUGUUAUACCAGAACCAGAAAUUAAACUAGAGUUUAUGGAAUAUGAAUUUGAUGUGCUCUCCGGCUAUAAACAAUUAAUAGAGUAAUAACUUCAAACAAAUUUCAAUUGCGGUUUUUAAAAGAAAAACAAUUUCAAUAUUUCGUUAUAUACAUUUAUUAGUCAUUUUUAAAAUAGAAUACAAAUUACAUUUUAUAUCCGUGGAUAGAUGUAUGCAUUAAGAUUUUUGUUAAUAAAUAAAAUUCGAAAUUAACUUUUGUCUGACUUACAUUUUCAUCUUA
Lucilia sericata (common green bottle fly) is the source of this 764-nucleotide messenger RNA. RefSeq lists its product as uncharacterized. Lineage: Eukaryota; Metazoa; Arthropoda; Insecta; Diptera; Calliphoridae. The record is from RefSeq and is a predicted model, not a curated record. The transcript has 2 exons. Bases 95 to 571 code for a protein of 158 amino acids.